AUGAAACGUGAGCUUGGGCGUCCUCAGAAAAAAGGUGGUAAUGCUAAGAACGCACGAUAUGCUCCUACCAUUGUAACCGAUAUUGACCAACUUGGAGAUCUUUUGGCUACUUCUAUCAACACCGAAGAGUUUGCUUGCUUUAUCGCUACUGAUUCUGAGUCCGAUAGGGAUAAUGAUGAAGACUCUAUGUCGGAAUUUGACUAUAUGGAAAAAUUGAGGCCUGGUAAUAAAAAGAAAGGAAGACCCAAAAAACGUGCUAAAUCCUCUGAUUUUUGUGAUGAGGAUGCAACCGAGACCGUUGUUACUAGAACAGAUUUAUUAGAAUCAGUUAGUCCUGGUCUGAAAGAUGGAGCGAUCUACACGAUUGAGUUUCGAAAACGGGGACUACCUCAUGCACACAUCGUUCUUUUUUUAGAGGCUGGUCACAAGCUACCAACUGGUGAUGACAUUGAUAAGAUAAUAUGUGCUGAGAUUCCUGACAAGGAUACUGAUCCAGCGUUGUAUGAGAUAGUAGGAGAUGUCAUGAUGCAUGGACCAUGUGGUGCUUUGAAUAAGGAUAGUGUUUGCAUGGCUGAAGGAAAAUGUACAAAGUAUUUUCCAAAACCUUACAAUCCGAUCACUAAAAUAGAUGAUGUUGGAUAUCCUAUAUACAGGCGACGUAAUGACAAGAAAGUUAUCGUUAAAAAGGGUUGUGGUGCUGACUACAUUCGUGCAACUAUCAAGAAUGAUGAUAAAGAAAACGAGAUUAAGAAACACUUCAACUGUAGGUAUGUAGCACCUUCGGAGUCCACGUGGAGAAUUUUCGGUAAUUACACUCACCAUCGCACGGUUUCUGUAGUUAAACUACCCUUUCAUUUACCGAACCAGCAAAUGGUCAUAUACAACGAGGAUGAUCCAGGUGAUGAGGUUAUUAAUCGUGUCUCAGAUGGUACGUCAAAAUUCAUUGCUUGGAUGGAGUGCAACGAUAAGUAUGAACUGGCGAGGACGUUGACUUAUGCGCAACUUCCUACGAGAUUUGUGUGGAAUAACCCAAACAGGAUAUGGACGCCACGAUCAAGGAGAGUUGCUCUUGGUAGAAUCACGUACGUACCCAUUGGGGCAGGUGAAGCGUAUUAUUUAAGGCUUCUGCUUAAUUUAGUCAAAGGACCACGUGGUUUUGACGAUAUAAAAACGGUUAACAAAGUUCUACAUUCUUCGUUCAAAGACGUUUGCUAUGCGUAUGGAUUAUUGAAUGAUGACAAAGAGUAUAUUGAGGCCAUCAAUGAGGGCGGAUUGUGGCUUUCUGCCAAUUAUCUCCGUCGUCUUUUUGUGAUCUUGCUCACUACUCAAAGUAUAUCCAUUCCUUCUAGAGUUUGGGAUGCUACAUGGCAGGUAUUAUCAGAUGACAUCAUAUAUAAUUACAGAAAGGCUGCCAGGGAUCAAACUGUUAGUCUAUCUCAGGAGCAAGUUAAAGACUUUACUCUGGUCGAAAUAGAACUUCUUUUACGUGUAAGUGGGAGAUCCUUAAAAGAAUUCACACAUAUGCCAUUUCCUGAAGAUAUUACUCUGGAGUCACGUGAUAAUCCUCUUAUUCGGGAUGAGAGGAAUUACAAUCGCGAAACUCUUAGAGUAAGAAACGAGCAGAUGUUAGCCACUGUAACCAGCGAACAGAGAAGUGUUUAUGAUGAGAUACUAGAAGCAGUAAAUAAGAACAAAGGAGGUAUGUUCUUUGUUUAUGGUUUUGGAGGUACUGGUAAAACUUAUUUGUGGAGUCUAUUAGGAUCUGCUCUACGUUCCCAAGGUGAUGUUGUUCUUAAGGUUGCAUCGAGCGGGAUUGCUUCGUUGUUAUUAGAAGGAGGCCGAACUGCGCAUUCAAGAUUUGUAAUCCCUAUUGUGGUUAAUACGUUUACCUUCUGUUCAAUCAAGAAGGAGUCGAAUCUUGCCGACCUGAUAAGGAUUGCUAAACUCAUUAUAUGGGACGAGGCGUUGAUGAUGAGUAAAGACUGUUUCGAGAUUCUAGAUAGAACGAUGCGUGAUAUAUUAGAAAUUGAUAAGCGCUUUGGUGACAAGGUCAUUGUUUUAGAAGGGGAUUUUAGGCAAAUAUUGCCAGUGAUUCCAAAUGCCGGGAAGACAGAGAUACUUAUGGCCACUUUGAAUUCGUCACCUCUGUGGUACAAAUGUAGAGUGUUGAGACUUACACAGAACAUGCAACUUAUAGCUGGAGAUAAUAGCCGUGCGAUGCUUGAACGAGCUGCCUUUACAAAGUGGAUCUUAGACAUUGGUGAUGGUACGAUAAAUGACGAUGGAAGUGGUGAAGCCGUAAUUGAUAUUCCUGAUGAUCUGUUGAUUAAAGACUGUAAAGAUCCUAUAAAAACGAUCGUCAAAGAAAUUUAUGGGAGUUCGUUUGCGAAAGAGACUGAUCCUAAAUUUUUCCAAGACCGUGCCAUACUGAGUCUAAGAAACGAUGAUGUAGAUACGAUAAAUGAUUACAUGCUUUCAAAUAUCAAGAUGUCUGGUUUCCCUAAUCAUGUCCUGAAGUUGAGAGAGGGUACUCCUGUAAUGCUUCUAAGAAAUAUCGGCCCUAAGAAUGAGUUGUGUAAUGGCACAAGACUCAUCAUUACUAAGAUGGCUAAUUAUGUUCUCCAGGCUCAGAUAAUAACAGGUAGCAAGGUUGGUGAAAAAUUACUGAUUCCUAGGAUAUUCCUCUCUCCUUCGGAGAUGAAACUUCCUUUCAGGAUGAGACACAAGCAGUUUCCUAUCACAUUAGCUUUUGCAAUGACUAUAAACAAAAGCCAAGGACAGACACUCGAAAAGGUUGGUUUGUAUCUUCCAAGACCGGUUUUUACUCAUGGGCAACUCUAUGUCGCUGUAUCGAGGGUUACAUCCAGAGAAGGUUUGAAGAUAUUGAUCACCGAUAAAGACAACAAACCACAAAACAAAACAUUGAAUGUCGUCUACAAGGAGGUUUUUGACAAGAUAUGA
Messenger RNA from Eutrema salsugineum, 2961 nucleotides. RefSeq lists its product as uncharacterized. NCBI's taxonomy places the organism in Eukaryota, Viridiplantae, Streptophyta, Magnoliopsida, Brassicales, Brassicaceae. The transcript has 8 exons. Gene Ontology annotation, molecular function: DNA helicase activity. The coding region runs from base 1 to 2961 and encodes 986 amino acids. The record is from RefSeq and is a predicted model, not a curated record. Gene Ontology annotation, biological process: telomere maintenance; DNA repair.